AUGUUGCCUACAGUCAACACAAAGUUCCCGCCUCCUCCGACGGCACCAAUCCCGAUUAAACCCCAUUUUCCUCUCCGAACAGCACACAAGAAGCGACCAUCACUGGAAAUCAUCACAGACUUCAACCCUCAUGCAGCUAGAAUGGGCUUUCAAGGUCCCCGCCUGGGCGCUUUGGGCCUGACAUUUUCGGUCAUGAGGGCACUGCAGUUCGCUGCUCUGAUCGCUGUGAUUGGCUUGAGCGCCAACUUCAUCGAUAAGUUCUCUACAAAGUCACUGGCAUCUCCUUCAGAGCUUGUUGGUACUCUGGUAGUGGCUGUUGUUGCUGUCAUCUACGUCGUCAUCUCUUACAUCCUUUACUACGAUGUCAUGCUCCCAUACCUCCUUAGCGGAAUUCUCGAUGGCCUACUUCUGAUCGCUUUCAUUGUCGUCGCUUCACUACUCGGCAAGCCCCUCUCCCAGCUCCAGUGCGCUCUCAUGCCCAAGGACCCCGACGCCAACAACUUCUGGACAUCCGUUCCCUUCUCGAUCAAGUCCCAAGAAACGACCGAUGAUGGUCUCUACUUCACCUUUGUACACAUCGACCAACCCACCUGCUUCGAGACCAAGGCUAUCUGGGGUCUUUCCAUCGCUCUUUGCGUGCUCUUUGCCUUCAGCAGCAUCGUCUGCGUCGGCCUCUGGCGUCGCGUCAGUGGCGAGACCAGGGGGCGCGCGGGCGCCGGCUGGGGGAUUCGCGAGAAGAACUACUACUUGUACAAGUCGGAGUCAGAGUCGGACGUGUCCCUUUACGGCCACAACACCACCACUGCUCCACCACAGUUCCCUCCUCCCCCGUUGGCGCCCAUGCGCAUCACCCGAGGCGCUCGCCGCAGCGACAACCAACAAUACGACAACAGUGACCCUCAAGACGUUCCGGUCCCAACCAUCCGCGCAAGAACCGGCCUGCCACAAAACCGUCGUAGCCUAUCCGGCUCGAGGUCCAGCAUCGAUUCCGACGCCUCCUCCUCCUCUAACCUCAGCCGGGGAGCGAGCCCCGAGCGCCAACUCCGCACCAGCGGCGGACUAGCGCCUCCGCCCCCCGUCCGACACUGCUGCAACAGUGGCCGUGUCGGGCUAGGCAUCAUGCCCACGAUCCCCGGCUCGCCCAUCGAUGCUACACAAGAGAGGACCAUCAUCGACGGUAUCUCGCCCAUCAUGUCGCGCGCCCCCGAGCCGUUACCUCUCCCCGUUGCUGACCCAGCAUUCCGAAGCACCAGCACCAACAACCUCACCCUGGCCGUCCCCUCCGCCACUCACGGUACUUACAGUCACCACAUCCACGGUCAAGUAGGAGCCGGAAGAGCCACCCUCCACCCGCCGCUCACCAUCACCACCGAAUUCCCCAUCAUCUCUCCCUCCGUCUACUCGCCAACCGAUAACAUCACCCCGCAAGAAUACAAGCGCGCCGCCCCGCCGGCGCCGCCACGCUCCCCGUUGUCGCCGCUGAGCCUGAGGGGACUGGGCUCGUUCAUGGCGCGCAGGGGCUGCAUGAGGAAGGAGGUGCCGCCGCCGAUUAUCGUGCAUCCUAGCUCGCCUUCGCAGUUUGCGCAUGUCGUUAACGGUAGCAGCCCGGGCAUGGAUAGUGUGGCGCUGGGGACUCCCGUUGAUGGCUUAGGCCCAAGCCAGUCGCCGCCACAGCUGCAGACCCCAAACCCGCCCAAGAGGAGAAAGACGGUUUGGGGGAUGAUGGUGGAGGGGUGGUGGGAUUUGGGACUGUUGGAGAGGAUGGGGAGUGGGAAGAGGAGCCAGAGGAAGUAA
Molecule: messenger RNA, 1794 nt
Organism: Neurospora tetraspora
Lineage: Eukaryota; Fungi; Ascomycota; Sordariomycetes; Sordariales; Sordariaceae
Exons: 3
Coding region: 1-1794 (597 amino acids)
Source: RefSeq, a predicted model, not a curated record